Molecule: messenger RNA, 3175 nt
Organism: Physcomitrium patens
Lineage: Eukaryota; Viridiplantae; Streptophyta; Bryopsida; Funariales; Funariaceae
Source: RefSeq, a predicted model, not a curated record
GCAGCCAACUCCACAUCAACGAGUCUUGUGCCUCCCAAGAGGGCGAGCGAGAGGGAGAACGAGCCCCCUCACGUCUCACUCGCCCCUGCCCAGCCCUCACUCUCGCUCUCCCACCUACCCUUCCCUUCCCUCACUCUCUGCGUUGCAUUGCAUUGCUGGACCCCUUCCUCUGCCUGCCUGCCUUCCUUCUUUCUCUCCUUCCUCCUCUUCCCCAUUCCAGCAGAUUCAUCGCCAUCAGCAUCGUCGUCAUCAUCGCAGCAGCAUUCGCACCACCACCAAGCAGCAGCACCUCCAGCUCCGCAUCGCUCCCCCUCCACACCUCUCCCCUCACUCUCCAUCGCCUCCUCCCCCCUCCCUCUCUGCUGCCUUCGUUUCCGACUCCCCCAAUCUCAUCAGCUGCGCUGCGCGUCGCCGAUUGUUGGCGCCUGCGCCGCAGAGCGAGGGGGAGUGUGUCGGGUUGGCAUCGAGCCAUCCCUGUGCGGGGCAUGGUAGAUGGAAUUCUUCGCGCCAGCCAAAGGGGCGCCUUCCUCCUUUGCAGCAGGCCUUGAGGCACCCUCCGCCUCUGACAUCGCGCCCGGCUCCGGUCUUCAGCUCUACGACGAUUGGGGCGGGCACUCUCAGCAUGCUGGCGGGGCGCAGCGUUCGCCCCCCGAGGGCGGCAGCGGCAGCAGUAUCAGCGUGCUAGACGCGGUCGGGGCGUCACAUUCUUCUGGAGAAGCAGGGUGGGCGAUGGCGAUGCAGGGGCAGGAGGGCGUGGAUGGAGGUCAGGGGCCGUACCCCGAACGGCCGGGUGAGCCCGAUUGUGUGUACUACAUGCGCACAGGGUUGUGUGGGUUCGGGAUGACUUGCCGUUACAAUCAUCCUCCGAACCGCAAACUGGCUGCCGCAGCGACGCGGGGCAAGGGCGAGUAUCCCGAAAGGGUGGGGCAUCCAGAGUGUCAGUAUUAUUUGAAGACGGGGACUUGCAAAUUUGGAGCCACGUGCAAGUACCAUCAUCCGAGGGAGAAGGCGGGAUCCACAGGGCGCGUACAUUUGAACGUGCUAGGUCUUCCGCUGAGACUGGAGGAGAAGGAAUGCGCGUACUACAUGCGCACGGGAUCUUGCAAGUACGGGGUGACCUGUAAGUUCCAUCACCCUCAGCCGGCGACGGUGGGAGGAAUGGUGCCACUGCCGUUCGGAAGCGGUGGAGGUCCGUCUUCUCCAGCGCCUCAACAUUACCCACCGGGAGGCGUGCCGUCGUGGCCGUUGACGAGAUCACCGUUCCCUCUGCCUAGAAUGCAAGCGCCUUCGAGUUACGGCACAAUGAUGCCGUUGCAGCAAGGAAUCAUGUCGAUGGCGGGGUGGAACUACCAAGGACCAGUCGGGCCGGCGGAAGGGCACCAGCAGGGGUACGUCUUCGGAGGAGCGCCGCAGGGAGAGCACGUGUCGGGUUACGGUCCUUACAUGCAAGGGUCAUCAGCAGUGGGACUUCCCGCUCAUCAGGCGACGCAGGCGGUGGGUGGGCAGGAGACUGUGUUCCCUGAGAGACCCGGGCAACCGGAGUGCCAGUACUACAUGAAGACCGGGGACUGCAAGUUCGGGUCGACUUGCAGAUAUCAUCACCCGAAGGAUCGCGCCACUCCGUCACCGACGUGCCAUUUGAGCCCCAUGGGUCUUCCUUUGCGGCCUGGGAAUCCUCCGUGCUCGUUCUACAGUCGGUACGGUAUAUGCAAGUUUGGACCGACGUGCAAAUUCGAUCACCCGCUGGGAGGGAGCUUGACUUACAGUCCGUCGGCGGGGUCGCUGACGGAUUUGCCGGUGGCACCGUAUCCAGUGGGGUCAUCCCCGAUGAACCUGGCGCCUUCGGGAUAUUCAGAGGUUCCUGUGGAGCGGCAGGAUGCGGUGGAGGGGGGAGGUUACGGGGAGGAUGGGAGCAGUGGGGGUCAUCAUCGAGUGGGUCGGGGGAAUUCGGAGGCAGCGACGGCGAGCCCGCCAACGGUGGGCGAGGGGGGAGGUGGAGUGGGAGGCUCGGGAAGCGGGAGCGGCUCAACUCAGGCGGAGAGUGUGAGCAAGAGUUAGAGGAGAUUUUUGGAAGUGAAAGAUAGACUUGGUCGUGGAACGUGGUGGAUGUGUGGCAAGCUACGGACAGCUGGUCGGGUUUGGUGAAGCAUGUGGAAGUGGCGUGGGAAUUGGUGGCAAGCAGGCGAGAAGCAGGGCCAAGCAUGGACGGAGCUGUGUUGGGGAUUAACUUGAAGGCUGAUUCAACCUGUAAAUUGGUGUAAGGGUUUUGACCGUGUAGAUGGCAACUGCUUUCUCUCUCUCCGCGUGUGUCGUGUUUAGCACGAGAUGUCAAAGUUGUGUGCAAGAAGUGACGCAUUCCUCCCCUCCUCCCGUCCUCUCCCGUCCCGUUCUGUGCUCUUGUUCUUGAUUGGUCUCUUGCUCUAGCAUCAGAGCUCUUUAGGUGGAUACGUAGUUCCAGUUGGUCGGCAUUCACAGUUCUCCCGUCCAGUGGAGGAAGGGCCAACUGUUUGCCCGUUGAUGCGUUUGAAGCACGUUGAGCAUUCUGUUUCGAGGAACGGAACUGCAAAGAGGAGAUGAUCGAUGUCUCCGUAUAAUCGUACACUCACUUCGGUUUUCUGCCGGCCUCUUUGAACAUUUUUCCUGUUAGAUUUUCGUUUUUUCAGUCAUUAAGCGCCUUUGUUUUGAUACUUAUUUGGGGUUCAGUGGCUCCAAGCGAGAUUGGCACCAUUGGAACUCAUCGCGCUGUCGUCCCAGUUUCUAGCUGAGGGGACGCUUUCUCUUUUUAGUUAUUUUAUGUAACGGCGGCGCCCACAUUCUCGGUCAGAGAUGGAUAUGUUGUGCCUGGCAGGAUGGAUCAAUUCUGCCGGCAGCUGUUGGAGCGACAUUGAUGGAACGUACACCGUUGCGCUCUAUUUCGUGGUUGCCUCUGGAAGCCCAGCAGAGUUCAGUUUUGUAGAUCGCUGCACAGCAAUUGAUGCUCUUUGGUGUAUUAGAUGUGGUAGGAUGUCAGGUGCAUGUUCAAUCUUGUGUUCAUUUCUGUACAGCUCCUCUCUUCCUUGUAGAUUUUAAAAAAUUUGACGUUAACGUGGAGGCUUUUAGAUUCAUUUUUCGAGUUGUUUGCAUCGUUCCCUUUUCCAACUUGCAUGUAUAAUAGUGGAUACUUGUUUUCUUCUCA